Molecule: messenger RNA, 1527 nt
Organism: Ochlerotatus camptorhynchus
Lineage: Eukaryota; Metazoa; Arthropoda; Insecta; Diptera; Culicidae
Product: pickpocket protein 28-like
Exons: 7
Coding region: 1-1527 (508 amino acids)
Biological process (GO): sodium ion transmembrane transport
Cellular component (GO): plasma membrane
Molecular function (GO): ligand-gated sodium channel activity
Source: RefSeq, a predicted model, not a curated record
AUGCCAAAGACCACCAUCAGCUGGAGUCAGCUCUACCGGGAGUUUAAAGCGGAAUCCUCUAUAUUUGCUUUCCGAUUCCUCGCCAACCGACAGCUGACACGUUUUGAACGAAUAUGGUGGGCUAUCUGGAUUUGGAUGGCACUCCUAUCGUGCUGGUUCUCGGCAUUGGCCACGUACCACAAAUGGUGCGAGAAUCCGGUUGUCAUCGUAUAUGCUCCACAACUUUCUCCGGUAUCUACGAUCCCCUUUCCGGCUAUAACGAUAUGUCCCCUCACCAAAACACGCGUCGAAGCAUUCAAUCUAACGGAAGUGUUCGAAAUGGUCAAGAAUAGAUCUGUUCUGGAUGAAUACAGAGAGAGACAGCUGCGGGUUAUGGCACAUGUCUGUCCAUUUUCUCGUUACUGGAAAAAUUUCAGCGUGGAUCCAAAUGAAGCUAUUGUUGAAACAUUGCACAACAUGUCCCUCCCAUUCACCAAAGUCAUGGAUCUGUGCAUGUGGCGAAAUAAGCAAACUCCAUGCAAUCAGUUAUUUACGGAAAAUUUGGUAGAUGAUGGGAUUUGCUACACAUUCAAUAAGUUUUUGCCCAAUGAAACGUAUCGCUUGAACGAAAUGUCUGUGGAUUUCACAAAUUUUACUACCUUGGCGAUUCCGUCCAGAUGGACGCAAGAAGGUGGAUACGAUAAACAGGCUGGAUUAAAUGCCUUCCCAUAUCGUGCACUGUCCAGUGGAAUUAAAGCCGGGCUGCUAUUUAUGCCAGAGAUGCGGAAGAUCGACCAGGAGUUUCUGUGCAGGGGUCCCUAUACCGGCUACAAAUUCGCCGUUCAUACUCCUGGUGAAAUACCACUAACUGGAGAUUUGUUCUUUCGCCUAAAUACACUGAAUUCCGUUACCCUAAUGGUUACUCCACGAGUGAUUAAAACUGGAAAACAUCUCAGAUCACUUCCUCCCAACAGACGCAGAUGCUUCUUCAACGACGAACGUUACUUGCGGUUCUUCAAAACAUACACCUUGUACAAUUGCAUAAUGGAAUGCAUUUCCAAUUACACUUUCAACAGCUGCCGCUGUGUGAAAUUUUCCAUGCCUCGAACAACCGGAAUGAAAGUAUGUGAUGCCAGCCAAAUCGACUGCUAUAACAAAGUCUAUCAGGAUAUGUAUAACCUUAUGCUGUCCAAUCUUAUGGCUGGCAAACCGGAAACCGACUGCAACUGUCUACCCCCUUGUAAUUCCAUACAAUACGACGUAGAGAUGUCACAGAUUCCGUUCAACUUUCACGAAAUGGCAAUGGCGCUUGGAUUGCCAGCCAAAUACGAUUCAGUUGAUCCAGCAGUGAUGAUUGUCGGUUUCAAGGAACGACACUACCUACCGAUGUGGAGACGAGAACUGAUGGGUUUCACAGAUGCUGUGGCAAAGAUUGGAGGAUUCUUUGCACUGCUUGUGGGUGCCAGCAUGUUGAGCUUGGGGGAACUCGUGUACUACAGCUGCAUACGGCCAUUGCGAAGGGAACGAGGUUUUGAACGGGAGAAAUAA